Syngnathus acus (greater pipefish) is the source of this 2739-nucleotide messenger RNA. It is a transcript of the gene dalrd3, whose product is annotated as DALR anticodon binding domain containing 3. Gene Ontology annotation, molecular function: tRNA binding; ATP binding; arginine-tRNA ligase activity. Lineage: Eukaryota; Metazoa; Chordata; Actinopteri; Syngnathiformes; Syngnathidae. The transcript has 13 exons. Gene Ontology annotation, biological process: arginyl-tRNA aminoacylation; tRNA C3-cytosine methylation. The record is from RefSeq and is a predicted model, not a curated record. Bases 194 to 1930 code for a protein of 578 amino acids.
UAGGUUCCGGUUGGGAAGAGGGGGCAAUGCGCCCUACCACUUUAGCCAAUAUCUGACAUCGACGAGUACUCGAUAGUUCCCGGGUUAUGUCGGCCGCCUCCACGCUUGAAUGAAUCCUGAUUUCCAUUCACCACGACCGCGUCUGUUUUAGCAUGUCGCGGAUGUGCUUUUAGCUGCACCCGUUUGUGUUGUUAUGAUAGCAGCGAUGGAGAACAUCGAGGAGUCGUCUUCGCCCCUCCGUAUCGCUCCCACGGUCCGAGCGCUGAGCUCCGCACUGCGGGCCAAGCUUGUCAAUACCCACGACUCUGGUCGAAGGGACAGCGAGAGGAUGUUACCGGACCCGGAGAAGGAGAAGCUGUGGUUUAAGGAGAGCAACGCCAGGAACCUCCGAACUCGAGACUUUUUGUCGCCGAGUACCAUGCUCAACACGCUCUAUGCGGACGGACAGGUUCCUCCGGCAGUGAUGUCCAGGAUCUUGUCUGUCCAAGGCCAUGGCGUUCUGCCUAUGGCGGGCGGGGAGGUGAUGGAUGAAGGUCUGCGGGUGAGAGUGGACCGAGCCGCCGCCUUCAGAGCUGUCCUAGAUGGCGGGGCUACUGAGUACCUGACGCCCUCUGCUCAGAGGCAGGGCUGCGUGGUGCUCAACUGUCCGGCCCUGCAUCCAAAACCCGAACCCCCGACUCCUGAUAGCCUCACUCUGGGACACCUCAGGACGAUUCUGUUGGCUGACCAUAUGGGGGCCCUGUUGAAAGGGCAAGGAUUUACAGUGUCUCUGUGCCCCCUGCUGCCCGAAGACAGCAGCAUCGUCAAAUUCCUCCGCACUCUGGGCAUUGACUGGCCAACAUUCCCAGCCUACUGGACAAAUGAGGAGCGGGAGGCGAAGAUCCAGGAAGCGCUGGAAAACUCGACGUACAGAGAGAGGGAGAUUGAGAGAGACAGGAGGAUGAGCGGAGGGCCAGGCAGGAAGAAGGCGGACAAGAGUGAGAAUGAAGGAGCAGUUAGGAUCAACUUAAAACGAGUGUUCCAGGAAGAGGGGCUGCAAGGGUAUGAUCCCAGCCUGGGAACCUGCACAGUCCACAGAGAGAGCGUUUCCCAUCUGGCACAACUGGACCUCGCCACAGCUGACUGCACCGUUGCCAUGGCAACAGCCUUGCAUGUGACUUCCUGCCAAGAUGAGUUCCGCCAGCAGCAGAUAGCGAUGCUGUGGAGAGCCAGUGGGGCCACACACAGACAGAGACAUCUGGUGUGUGGGCCUGUCAAGACUCCUUCUUCUCAGCUCUCUUCUGCACAGUACCUGCAGCUUAGAAGAGGUCAAAUGAAGGAGGCCUCAGAGAUGAAAUAUGGAGAUCAAGUAGAAGGUCAGACAUGGGAUGACAUCAUCAGGGUCAUGAGCUCUGCUACAAUCAGAUUUGAGCUUCUCUCGACAGUCCACACCAGUCCGGUCACUUUGGAUGUCCAGAGAGAAGGCGGCGUGUCCACCAAAGGCCCGAGAGGCGGCGUGUUUGUGAUGUACAACUGCGCCAGACUGCACACGCUGUUCGACAGCUAUGACCGAGGGGUGGAAAAAGGUUUGUACCCAGAAAUCCCAGACGUCUCGGAACUGGACUUCUCUGCCCUCAAAGAAGAGGGUGAGUGGCUGCUCCUCUUCAAUUACCUCAUUCCCUUCUCCGAGCUGCUGGACCAAUCAGGACAAGUGUUGGACUGCGAAAGGGGAGGGGCCAGAGUCAAUCUCAAAACCGAGCAGAUUUGCAGGUUUCUGGUGUCUCUCAGUAAAGACUUCAGCUCAUACUACAACAGAGUCCACGUCCUGGGGGAGCCGUUGCCUCAUCUCUUCAACCAGAUGUUCUGCCGUCUGCAUCUUUUGAGAGCCUUGCGGGAGCUCUACCACAGCGCUCUGGAAACUCUCAACCUUCCCCCUAUUCGGCAACUAUAGCCUCCAUGUCUUGCACAUCACUCCGCUACUCCUGUCUGUUACUCACCUGUAGCCUCGUAUUCCACCAAGAGACAAUAUUGCAACCCUGCCCAUUUCAAUGAUCAAAUGAAAGUUAGUUUAGACUGACUCCUGAAAUCUGAUGCCACUUAGUUGUGUGUCUCAACACGGCUUAUCUUUAUAAUAUGAUGCUAAUUUUCUGUCCUUUCUCCUUGUGCCAAGUACAUAUAUUAUAGAACAUUGCCACGACAAAAUCUGCUUUUAAUGAGCCGUAUUCCCAAAUUCAUGUGAUCUAUCUAUCCUGUAUUUAUGAAUGGCAUAUAAAUAUAAUUUAUUACAACUAUUAAAAAAAGGCGUGUACAGAAUAGCUAUAGUAUGAUCCUUAAAAGCUGUCUUAUAAUUUCUAUUGCUCCUGUCAGGCCGUUAAGAUAAUGCACGAAAUAGCAUGAACAAAUUGUAUAUGAAGAUUUUUCUUUUUCAAAAUGAUUAUUUAUAAAUGUUGGGAGGGGACUGUCAUGAUUUAUUAUUGUUCUGUCAGUUUAUCAAGUGAUUGUGUUGCCAUUUUACCUUGGGUCAAAUGUGCCAUCGCUUGUUUUCAAAACUACACUACAACCAAAUGUCACUUCACUGCAUGAAACUAAAUGUUGAUUGUUGUUGCUUGUUCAGUCCAUUUUUUUUAAAUGACCUUUUCAUGUUUACGUGACAGUAGGGGGUGGAGGAAGGGAGGGAAAUGACCAAAAUAUGCUGAUUCAUUCACUGUAACUUGUUUGCCUCCAUGGCUAUGGUCAUAUUAUUAAAACAGGAGUGACAAC